Molecule: messenger RNA, 1125 nt
Organism: Vicia faba (fava bean)
Lineage: Eukaryota; Viridiplantae; Streptophyta; Magnoliopsida; Fabales; Fabaceae
Source: the annotation of a GenBank genome assembly
AUGGAAGAUACAUUUCCCAAGAUGGAAAUCUUUGCACAAAAGGAAUUACCAACUUGUGUGCAAGAAAUAGUAACAACAAAAGAAUCCAAGUAUUUGGAAGAUACAAUUAUAAGAAGAGGCUCUUAUUCUUUCACUUCUUCAUCAAUAUCAUCAUCAUCAUCACAAAACUUUUUCUGGUGUGCUUCAAAUUCCACUUCAAUGAAACAAGAGGUAGCACCUUUAGGUCUAACCACUUCUAAUGUCUUUGCCUCAGAUAUUAAACAUGGUUUUGUUCCUUUAAAUCUCUUGGAAACUCUCCCGACAUUGAGCGUUAAUCCAGUGUUUGAUGAGACAACAGAAUCUAUAGAUUCUUCUGAUACACCGAAGUAUCCGAAUUUGAGUUUGUUUUUGCAGGAACCAUCCAUGCUAUACUCAUCAACAUCACAUAUCAAAAGUAAUGAAGUCAUGUCAACAAUCUCGCAUCCAACUUAUCAUGUGCCCCAAUUUGGCCUAACUCAACAUCAACAAAAGAUUGGUUAUAAUAAGAAUAUGAUGGCAAAUCUACAAUCCAAGUCUUUCAAUGAAAAUUGGUUGAGUGCCACAAAGACUCAACCUUUGAAAUAUAGUGGAAGAGGGAAGGUUUUCAAAGGGGUGAGGCAGAGACAUUGGGGGAAAUGGGUUGCUGAAAUUAGGCUACCAAGAAACAGGACUAGAGUUUGGUUAGGGACAUUUGACACAGCUGAAGAUGCUGCAAUUGCAUAUGAUACAGCAGCAUAUAUACUAAGAGGUGAAUGUGCUCAGUUGAAUUUUCCUGAUUUAAAGGAUGUGAUUCAAGCAAAUUCGUUGAAUGGAACAACUGCUUCACUUGUUGAGGCAAAACUUCAAGCAAUAUCACAACAAGGUGUUUCUUCUUCUUCUCAUAGAAAGCAAGGUAAUUCAGGAGCUAGAUCAAAUGAUAAGCUUGUUGAUGAGAUUGAAAAUAGAAAGGAUGAAAGAAUGAAGGAGUUGAAGCUUGGAGGUGACUCAAAUGAGAGAAGCAAAAGUAUGCAGAAUGAGAUAUGCGAUGUGGAAACUGUUCAGUUAAGUAGAAUGCCAUCUUUAGAUAUGGAUAUCAUUUGGAAUGAACUUCUAGUUUCUGGCUCAUGA